ACGUUCGAUAUCCGAGCCUUACGAAGAAGAAUGUCGAACGCAACGUACGAUGAACUCUGGAAAACGGCCUAUGAGCUACUCACGGAAACAAUACAAACGGACACGGUGAUUCAGGGCACUAAGCCCCAAAAGGAUCGCAAAAAGGCACACGACGUCGUCUCGCCCCUUUACGUGAGAUACAUUCUCAUAUGCAACAAACUCGAGGAAUGCUACGAACAGAUGAUACAGCCGCAGAAGCGCCUGUUAAUCAGGAAAUUGUUGAACGCGGUUCUGGGCCGAUUGCUGGAACUGAAACACGAUUUGGUCAAUAUCGAUCUUUCGGAGCACAGCUAUUACGACAAUGUGCUGAUCGAGUGCGGCGUGACGCCGCAGGAGGCCGAGAUCCAGGUGCCGAGGUAUUUCAGACGCGAACGCAUCGCGGAAAUCGAGGAGAGACGAAAAUUUAUAGAGAGCACACUCAGAAAUCUGGGCGCGCUUCACGAGACCGUUGUUCCCGAAAAAAUGACCGAGUCGCAAGCUAUACGACUCAUUCAGGCCCACGAACGAGCGAGGCAAGGUAGGGUGCGGUAUCAGUUUAUGAAAGAAAUACGCGAAAUGAAAGAAAGAUCAAUUACAAAGCCAGAAGUGGAGGAAAAGGAUGAAGAAUGCGAGAGACUCGCGGCGUUGAAGAUACAGAAGUUAUGGAAAGGAUAUAUCACUAGACGGCGCAUUCGUAAGAGACGUCUCGAAGAAAUGAUGUUAAUCGGGAUGUUACAACCUAGUCAAAUUAUCACGGAGAACGUUCGACAAGUCGAAAGACUGAAGCAGCAGAGAUACGAAAAGCAGAUGGAUUUUCAGCGGCAGUACGAAGAUCUAUUAAUAGAGUUCAAAGAAAGAAUCCGCAAAGACAGUAGCGCUAUCAUGGAGGAAAAUAUAAGGAGCGAAAUUCGAAAUUGGAUCGACAGUUAUUUUCAGCAAACCGGAAAAAUACCCGAUUUACCGUCCGCAGAAAGUGGCGGUUCGCGGAUGAUUUUCAGCCGGCAGGGAACCGAAAGCACUGUGAGCAAGUCCACAGCAGUGUCGUCGAAGGAAUCCAAAAAGUCGAAACGUUCGAAGGAACGUUCGAAGAAAGAUAGCGACACAGAGCAAUCGGAAGACGAAACGGAUCUAGGAUUUAAAUCAAUUCCUUCUAACUUCCUGUCGGAACUUACUAGCGCGAAUCAGGAAUAUCAGGACGUUUGGAAGGACAAGGACGAAUCCGCGAAUCCGAUGCAGCUGCCUUAUCGUGAUAUGAUAGAAGCGGAGAAGAGAAAAGAAGUCGAGGACGAAGUUAGAGUGGUUGUGGACCAAGCGAUGAGAGGUGACAUAGAGGCUCUCCAACUCGCAUUAGACAGAGACAGAGGUUUUAAGGGGAAACGCACGAAGAAAUCGCAGAAACGAGUACGCAGAAGUGGGAAGAAAAAUAAAAAAAAGAAAGAGAAAGAUCUGACACCCGAUAGAACUACAGAAUCUCUCUUCGAAGAGCUUGUUUCGCAGGGUAUUAUCAAGCUCCAUCACGAAAUUUUCUUAAAUGAGUUUAAAGGUGAAAAGUCAUUUGCAAAUUAUGAUCUCCGUGGGAAGGAUAAAGAUCCUCUUCCAGUUAUCGGCGACAUAAGACAACUGAUUGCCGAAUAUUGUAUACUUCCACUUGGUAACCAAGUUCUGAGAGAACUCACACCUCUUGUAAGAUCAGUUCUUAUAGCCGGUCCUCGUAGCAACGGCAAAAAGUUUUUAGUAAACGCGAUCUGUACGGAACUUGGAGCCACGCUCUUUGACAUUACACCAGCAAAUAUUGCCGGAAAAUAUCCCGGUAAAUCGGGAUUAAUCAUGCUUAUUCAUUUAAUUUCGAAGGUAUCGCGAUUGCUACAGCCAUCAGUGAUUUUUAUGGACGAUGCGGAAAAACCGUUUGUGAAAAAGGUAGCAAAAGGAGAUAAAACUGAUCCAAAACGUUUGAGAAAAGAUCUACCAAAGCUGAUGAAAAGCAUCACGAGCGAGGACAGAGUUCUGCUUAUUGGUACAUCUAACAAACCCUGGGACGGUGAUCAAAAAUUAUUGUAUCAGACAUACGACAAAGUUAUAUACAUACCUAGACCGGAUUACGGCACUAUAUCUUUUAUAUGGAAGGACUUAUUAUAUAAAUAUUCGGGUAUUAAUCGACAGUUUGAUACAUCGGCUAUGACUAAGGCAUGCGAUGGUUUCACAAUUGGUACUAUUUUAGCGACGAUUAACGAGGUAAUGACUACAAAGCGCAUGGUACAAUUACGAACUCAUCCGCUUACACAUGUCGAAUUGAUAAAUGCAUUGAGUUUUAAAGAUCCUGUAUAUAGCGAAGAGGAAGACGCAUUUCUAGCCUGGUUUUCCAAAACACCAACUUGUCGACGGAAACAAAGAGCUCUAGAAUUAGAACUUGAGAAAUUAAACGAAGCAAAUGAAUCACAAAAAAAGAAAAAAGGAAAAUAAAACGCAUAAAAUCGUUUUUGUAAUAUAGAAAGCAAUAUGUUUUUACCUUAUCAAAAACAUCGUCGUAAACACUUCAAUGAAUCAUCAAUAUUAGCUUACAUUGUUUAUUUCCGAUGAUGUUUACGUUGACUUUACAAGUACGAAUAAAAUUGUUUACAUGCAACGA
Molecule: messenger RNA, 2644 nt
Organism: Pseudomyrmex gracilis
Lineage: Eukaryota; Metazoa; Arthropoda; Insecta; Hymenoptera; Formicidae
Product: IQ and AAA domain-containing protein 1
Exons: 10
Coding region: 31-2478 (815 amino acids)
Molecular function (GO): ATP hydrolysis activity; protein binding; ATP binding
Source: RefSeq, a predicted model, not a curated record